Molecule: messenger RNA, 7500 nt
Organism: Symbiodinium sp. CCMP2592
Lineage: Eukaryota; Dinophyceae; Suessiales; Symbiodiniaceae
Source: the annotation of a GenBank genome assembly
AUGGUCGCGCAGAAGAGGAGGUAUCUGCUUUUCGAGGUCCUUUACGCCUCGAAGCCCUCGCGGGCAGCCCCUGUUGAGGAGCUGGCCUCGGAGAUUAAGGAGGCCUUUGUUUCCAACUGGGGCGUAUUGGCUGAGGGUCAGGGCAACUUGCGGCUGCUCUACUGGAGUCCCGCGAUUCACCUGGGUGUGGUCCGCUGUGCUACGCACCUUGCGAGCCAACUUCGUGCCACUCUGACGAUGAUGACACUCCUUGGAGGUGUGCCCGUGCAGCUUUCUGUUCACCUGCUGACAGGAGAAGUCCAAAAUGCACUUCGAUGCGGCAGAGAGCUGCUGUGCAGGUGGCAGCGGGCGGCGCUAGAGCGUGCCGGACCUGCCGAGCAAGCUGCGGUUCGCCAGGGCUUCGAGACAGAGCUCCGCUUGCUGGCCGAGGUGAAGUCCAGCCACGUUGCUGCCUUUGGACGGGAGGUCUUUUCCGAGUGCAAAAGGCGCAUUGAGGUGGAGGCUGCCCUUCGACGAGUUUGUCAGCGCGCAGAUGAUCGCCUUGCGGACGCAAAAUGCGGUGGUAACGUGAAGCUUUUCAGCAAGACAGCACCCAUGACCAUCAUGAUCCUCCAGCUUCCGGCACGAGCAUACCUGGCCUGCAGCGAUGCGGUGAGGGCUGCACCUUCCCCGUGCGUCGGGGAUAUGAAGCCGCGGACGCCAGGAAGUUCAGAGCGCCUUGAGCGCCGUCUGGAGGCAGAAAAGAAAAAGAAAGCGCUGGCCAAAGCAGCAAGUGGUGGCGGCUCGGAGCCUCCGCCUGCGGCUCCUGCUGUGGUGCUCCGGCGGCGGGCCUCCCUGGCCCUGCGUCAGGUGAUCGUGAGUGGGACGGAGACAGCGCUGAAGGUAAGGACGGGAGGCUUGGUUCAGGAUUUCUUGCGCAGAGAUGAGGAAGCAGGCAGACUGCUCGGCGACGAUUCCAAUCGCUGCUUAAUUGAUUCUUCGGGAAGCGAGGAUGAUGCUGCGAAGGACGCAUCGCCGACCUCCCCCAGUGAUCGGAAGGAUCGAAGGCGGCAAGGCAUCUUCGCCGACCGUUCCUUCUGGCGCCGGGCCAGGCAGAUCGCAUGUUUCGAGUACACCUGCGAGCGGCUCCGGAACAAUGUGAACACCUUCUGGAAGGAGCAGUUAGCGGAUGCCGUUGAUGGACGAGAGCGUGCACGUGCACAGGCUAAAGAGAUUUAUUUGGUCGUGUGCCGUCUCCGUGGCCUUCAGGAGGCUGUGAACCGACAGUGCGAGUUGUUGGCCUUCCGGCAUGCUCUGCGGGAUCGCCGAGAGGCUGAGGCCGCGCUGACCACGAAGCUCCACAGGCAGUUCCGUGCUGGCGACAAUGGGCCACAUGCCUUCUGGAGCAUCUACCACAAGGAAGACAGCAAGUGGAUGCUUCCGGCUCCGUCCUCCAUUGCGGGCAAGCAGGAACAGAAGGAGACCUUCAAACCAGCCUACAACAGGCAGCUUCCCGAUGCCAAGCUCGUCGCAAACCCCGGAGCCAACCAGGAGCCAGAGCAUUCCAGCCACGGCCACGCCUCCCUCAACUCGAAGCGCUCGCAGGCAGCGCGCAAAGUCAUUCAGCAUCGGCGGGACAUCAACCAAAAGCGCCUCCCGGCCGUGACCGAGGUGUCGUCCAAGCCGCGGCGGCCAUCUCUUCCCGAGGUGGAUCACUUCGACUUGGAGUCACGCCCAGGUACUCGUCAGGAGCGAGGAUACUUUGACCUUGGUCGGUUUCUUGAACCCACCCGUCGAGCGAAGCGUCCCAAAGGCCUGCGUCCAGAGAGCCGAUCCGUGCCGGCGCUGCCACAGCUGGGGAGUCGUGAGCGCAGCAGGCACGGUGGGAGCAAAGGUGGGAUGGGCGAGACGAUGGGGUCAACGACUUCUUCGGGCUCCAGCUGGUGGAAUCCAAAUGCGGAUGCCAAGCCCCGACGGAGUGUCAUGACGCCCGUGCUGGAGGAGACCGCUAUGAGCGUAUCCAGGUCUCUCCCAGACCUCGCCUCCCGGCCAGCGCUGAGAAUGCCGCCCUUCUCUCUCGAGGCAGUGGCAGAGCCCUUCAUGCAGCCUUGGCAGUCCGAGGUCCGCACGCAGACUGGAACGCGAGAGCCCGAAGCAGAGGAAGAUUCUGCCACGAUGCACUACAUCCGCGUUUGCAACGCAACCGGCGUCGUCCCGACUGCUGCGGUGCUGGACAUGGUGCGCAGCCAUGCCAUCAGCAGCGGAAGCGAAUUCUUGUUAGAUGAUGAGUUGCUGGCCAUGUCGACAAUGAUUCGCUAUUUGGACCGAAUCAAAGAGGUGGGGCUGGCAGGAAGCACCCAGCUCAGCGACGCUGUCCUCAACACCUUCUUGCAGAAGCUGUUCGGUCGACCGGCGAUGGAUUCGUUGGAGAAGCUGGACCUUGCACGCUGCCGCGGCGCAGGUCCGAGGGCGAUGGCCACCAUCGUUGGCUUGCUGGGGGAGAGCAGUGGCCUCUUCAAGCUGAGACACCUGGACGUCAGCGGCAUCAAGAUCUCAAGCAAUACAUUGACAUCACUCUGCAGUGCUGUGCAUCUGCAUCCGGCCAUCAGAUGUCUCCGGCUUCAAGAUACGGGCCUUGGCCACCAUCCUGCAGCCGCGAGCUGCUUGCAGGAUGUCCUCAAUGCACCAGCACUGGAGGUCCUGGGCCUCGGCUGGAACAGCUUCUCUGAAGAUGCUUUGCGGUCGCUGGGUGAUAUGCUUGCCAGCCACAAGCGAUUACGCGAGCUCCACCUUCCCAAUUGUGACUGCCGUGCGCGGGUCGUCUCCCAGCCCUCCAUGCACAUCUUCCUUGAAGGUUUGGGACGGAAUAGCAGCCUCACCAUGCUGGAUCUCUCCAUGAAUCGGCUGACGUCGACAAGCGCGCUGGUCCUGGAGGACUCCUUGGCCAAGCACACCAAGUUGCAGGAGCUGUUCGUGGGACAGAACCCCUUUGGCGUGCAUGGGUUGAGGUGCCUCUUUCGCCUGCUGGGACAACCCACGUGUGGCCUGAAAAUGCUCGAUGCCGUGGGAUGCCAAGGUACCAGCGACGAGAGCCGCUUUGCAGAGGGCCACUGUGGCUACAGGGCGAGCGAGCCCUCCGGGCACUACAAGCUGGAUCUGACUCUGUGCCAUGGCAGAUCUUUGCUUCGCCUGCUCUACAAGACCUGCGAAGCUGUGAAUCUUGACUUCAACCAGGCGUUCCAGCAACUGGUUGUGGCGCCGUCGCCGACAGCCACAAGAGCACCGGCCAAGUUCCAGCAUCCGGCAGGAAAAGAUGCAAGUGGUGUCUAUCCAGUUGCCGCGGAUUGCAUCAUCUCCUUCUUCUUUUGCCUGGAUGAGGCACGCAUGCGCCUGGUCCCUGAACAUGAAGGCUUGGAUGGCCGGUUUCGAGGUCCUCGGCCAUUGGCGUCCAUGUACAUCGACCGGCACCUUCAGAUGGUGCAGCGCUUGCAGCAGUGCGUGGUUGUCGUGGAUCCCUAUUCGACCGGCGGCAUGCUGGCAGCGGAGUUGCUGCAGCGGAACUACUGCGUUAUGGCCUUGUGGACCUCAGAAGUGCAAGAGAACCGUGGGCACUUUCCGGCAGCCGCGAAAGGCGUCCCAGAGAAGUUCUUGUGCGAACUCGAAGAGCAGGAGACUCUGGCAGCGACCGCGGCGACCAUCCAGAAGGCGCUGGGCGCUGGCAUGGAGCUGGUCGCCGUGAUGUGCGGUGGCGAGACCGGCGUGAAGGUUACCGAUGCGCUCGCAGAGUUCCUGGGUCUUCAAGGGAACAGCACCGCAGAUGGAAUGGAGAACCGUAGGGACAAGCGGGUCCAGCAGGAAGCCGUCAAGGCAGCCGGGCUCCGAUCCGUUCGCUCGGCCUGUGGCACCUCGUGGAGCGAGGUCAGCGACUUCGCCGCGCAGGAGGCCCUGCCCCUGAUCGUGAAGCCCGUGGAGUCUGCCGGCUCAGAUGGAGUGAAGAAGUGCAACACCUUCGAAGAGGCAAAGGAACACUUCGAGCUGCUCAUGAAUUCGCAGCGCAAGUGUGGUGCUCAAGGCGCAGCGGUCUUGGUACAAGAGUUUCUCAAAGGCACAGAGUACAUCGUCGACAUCGUGUCAAGAAAUGGGGUCCACAAGACGACCAUGGUUUGGGUGUACGACAGAAGAGCCGCCAACGGUGGCGAUUUCGUGAUGUACGGACAGAAGUGUGUGCUUGCAGACGAUCCUGUGGCGCAACAGCUGAUUGCUUACAGCAGAGGCUGCCUGGAUUCCCUGAAGGUCACCAAUGGCGCAACACACACCGAGGUGAUGAUGACUGCCGACGGGCCAUGCCUCGUCGAGGUCAACAGCAGGUGUCACGGUGCUGCCGGGGCUUGGAUGCCUCUCGCGGAAGCACUCACCGGCUAUACGCAAGUGGGAGUUUGUGUGGAUGCCUUCUUGAACCCCGAGGCUUUUGAUCGUUUGUCCGAGGUGCCUCCCUCACCAUUCCUCAAGGCGGGAGAGAUGGUCAGUCUCAUCUCUUUCCAGGAGGGUGUCGUUGCGGGCACACCUGGUUUUGACGCAGUCAGGAGACUGCGCUCCUACGUUUCUCUGGAGGAGAACGUCCAUGUAGGAGACCGUGUACAGAAAACGAUAGACCUUUUCACUGUCACCGGCUUGGCGGUUUUGAUCCAUGACGAUCCGCAAGUCCUGGCAGAAGAUAUUUCGCUCAUCCGGAAGAUGGAGGUCGAAGGUAGCUUGUUCGAUCUGCAGGCAGAGCUCUCCCCACGCAGUGGGUCGCCUGUCCUGGGAGUCCUGCCUUCUUGCUUUGAGUUCAUUGUUUCCUUGGUCUGGAGCCUCGCGCCCAGCGCCGGCGCCAAACUUCGGCGGAAGCUCUCCAUUCGAAAGGUCGUGCCGCUGCUGGCCCACUUCAGAAGCCUCAAGGGUCGCUCAGACGAACAGCAGCUGCUUCUUGAUGCCCUGUCGUCUGAUUUCACCCUUGAGUACGAGUUUCUGGCGCAGAUUGGCGAGGACUCCUUCAAUGGCAUCGACGCGAUGGUGAGUCUGUUGCCAGGGGUGCACAGGUCACAGCUGCGUUUGUUCCUGGCACUCACGAAACUACCACGGCUCCGUGAAUACAUCAAGGUCUACAAGCGCUGUGAGAGGCUUAUGGUCUUCAACGCGGAAUGCCCAACUGGGCGCUACAACCUUAACCUGGCGCAGCCAAGCGACUUUGCCGUGGCAGAGUUGCUGAAGAUGCUGGAUGCGUGGGAGUCAUCUGUGGCCAAAGCGAAGGGUUUGGAAGACCGCUCCAAGUACGGCAACUGGUCGAGUGUCCGUAAUUGCAUCCACCAGAGCCUUACCAUUCGCUCUUUGACCGAAUGGAUACUUCCGUGCUCGGAGCUCCUCUUCCUGGACUUCGUCACCUGGCGCCGACCGGCCAAGGACACGACAACUUUCCCGGCAGAAAGGUGGGACGAGAUGAUGGUGCAGCUAGCGCAGGCGCCUCUGCAACAAGAGGCCAAAGUUCACGUCCUGCGAGGGCUUGCUGACCGUAUCUACCUGUCUGCGGCGCAGUGCCGCCAGCUUGUGGCCGUAUUCGGGGACCGCACCUUCCGCCUGGAGGCCUUGACAUUCCUCCUUCUGCGGCUUUCGGAUCCACAGAACAUGAAGAUGAUUGUCUCACGCAUCGCCCCGGACGAGUGGGACGAGCUGAAGCUACGCCUCGGUACGCUGACGCUCUUCCCCUACAUCCAGCCAGAGCAGUACCGCUUCGUGUUCGACACCACGAUUCCUGAAGAUCGGCUUGCUGCCUGCCUGACUGUACGGAUGAACUUGAAAGAAGCGCCUGGCCGCUUGGGGAACCUGCGCCAGCCUAGGCUUGUGCUUGCAGACAAGAGCGAGUUUGCUUUCGAUCGAGGCGUCCCAGCAACCUGGAAGGAUUUGCAGACGAUCCCGAACGGCAUGCUGAGCUGGCAGUACAUGGCAGCUCCAGAGGAUCGGAGUCUGGACAUGAGGAUCGAGAAUCUGCUCAGAUACGGGGGCUGGAACACUGAAAUCCAGAGCUCCAAAGUCGUUUGGUGGGCAGACGUGCAGGCUGUGCCAGAGGCUGUCAGCACUUUCUUGGUGCAUGUCAUGCGUCACUUCAAGCACAAUCUUCGAGCGGCUUUCCAGAUGAUUGACGGGCCAGACGGCAAUGGCAAGCUGUCCUUGAAAGAGUUCAAGGAUGCCUUUGGAAGACUCGGCUGGCGAGAGUUCAAAGAUUCAGAGAAGGCAGUUGAGCUCUUCCGAUACCUCGAUCCAGAUCGGGGAGGUUCCAUCUCCUGGGAGGAGUGGCAGGUCAUGGACGAUCUUCUCAAGGAGCUGCAGCUGGCCAUUCUGGAACUGCUUCAGUACGUUGACCGCACCUUUGGCAGCGUUGAGGUUGCCUAUGAAUUCUUGGACAAGGACGGGAGCGACUCCGUCGACUUGGACGAGUGGUGUCAGGCCAUCAAGUCCAUGGGCUACCAUGGCCCGAGUGGUGUGAUCUACAAGUACCUGUGUGCAGACGCCUCCACGGGAACGCUGCUGGCCUUGUCCCGCGAGCGCUGGGACGAGGUGAAGGUCCUCUGGGAGCGCCGUGAAGCCAUCUACCGGAGGCCCGGAUUCUCCAAGGCGGAUGACAAGACUCUGCGUUGCUGUGUUAAUGUCGGGCAUUGGGUCAACAGAUACUUGCCCACCUACAGCCCGCAUCUGGCAAACGUCACAGCGGCCAAAGUUGGCAAACAGAAGCAGCAGAUGCCUCGCAUCGUCGUUCAGCUUUAUGCAUACCAGGCCUGCCGGGCACUGGGCCAUCUCCAUGCCAGCGGCGUGGUCCACAGGGACAUCAAGCCACAGAACUUGCUCGUGGAUGCGUCACGGGGGCAUCUGCUCAAGUUGUGUGACUUCGGCUCGGCGGCCCGGCUCAGCCAGGGGCGGCCCGCCUUGGUUGCCUAUAUCUGCUCUCGCUACUAUCGCGCACCGGAGCUCAUCUUCGGUGCCACGAACUACACGACGGCCGUGGAUCUGUGGUCCAUUGGCUGCGUACUCGCGGAAAUGCUUCGAGGGCGGCCGCUCUUUCCUGGCGAAAACGGAGUGGACCAGCUGGUGGAGAUCGUCAAGGUCCUUGGAUCACCGUCUCGAAGACAGGUCUUGGCGAUGAAUCCUCAGUACUUCAGUUUCGCCUUCCCGAACGUUCCCCCGUGCAGCUGGGGCACCAUCUUUCGGAAAACCGUGGCGCCAGAGUUCAUCACUCUGCUGGCAGAAUUCCUUCAGUACGACCCCGAGGCACGCAUCAAGCCCCUCGAGGCUUGUGCCCACAGCUGCUUCGACAGCCUGCGUGAAGAGCAGGCGCGCUGUCCGGACGGCCAGCCGCUGCCUCCGGAUCUCUUCAACCUCACCCAGCGAGAGCUCCGCAGCUGCUCCGCCAGCCUGCACGAGCGCCUGGUACCGGCCUGGCAUGCUGCGCGCUGCCCAGGCAGCCCACCGCAACCACAGGCAGCUGGUUAA